CCGGAUUUGAGGAAUUCACGAGCCACAAAGUGAUGUGAGGAAGAGUUGUGAAAUGUUUGGCUGUGUUCUCAGCAGGAGAAGCUAAAUCAUCCCUGGUAUUUGGAGCGUGCGUGAACACAGCAUACCCCCCCAAAUGUUUUCCUCAGCCUCGCUGCGCUCCCACGUCAUCCUCCAUCGAUUUUUUUUCCCCCCCCUCCACCACCACUCCAUCCUUAAAACUGCUGCAAGUCCUCCUCUUUACUAUGUGAAAGCUCGCUGACCGUCACAGCAGUUUACAGCAGCCCUGAGCAGCAGUGUUAUCCGACAUGAGGCUGGGACUCUCCACUCUCGUGUGCUUCUUCAGCUUUGUGUGGCUGUCGGAGUGCGCGCCACCGACCUGCUACUCCAGAGCGCUCGGCCUGAGCAAAGAAGUGAUGACUCUGCUGGACAGAAUACACACGUACCAUCGCACGAAAACGUGUGCUGAGGUUCUUCCCACGAUCUUCCUGGAUGUGCAUAACUCGUGCGUCACAACCAAGCUCCGAGACUUUCUCUACGUGGUGCUGAACCAUCCUAACCAGUACUGCAGAGAGCGUCCCAGAAUGCUGCUGCUGAAACGUAAAGUCCAGAACCUGCACAACAUCGUCACCAGAAUCUGUUAUCGGGACUUGGUGUUUUUCACAGAUGACUGUGAGGCUAUUGACACUGGACACAUUCGCCCUCACUAUGCAGAGGACAGGCUCCAGCUACUGCAAGAGGAGAGAUGAGCGGACGACAGACCGUCAUCGUUCUGUUACAUUCAGAAAAACACAUCAGCAAUAUGUAGAAUGGUAACACAUGUACAAUACACACCACGGCCUGCACUGUAUUAGAGGCGUCAUAAACGAUAUACACAGUGCUGUUUCAUGUCGUUACCUAUUUGGCUCUUAGCUGCACACUCAUGUUAGUGGACAUGUGGGGCUACAUUCCACAUUCCAGCCAGGAGUGCACGACUUUCCACAGGAAAUUUGCUGAAUGCCAACCAUGCCGAUGAAAACCUUGAAAUAAUAAACCAAUAAGAGAUGCUUUUGAGCCGGGGCUUUACCGCUGCUUACUUACCAGGGCUGAUCAAAGGUUCAUGUGUCAUUAAGAGAAAUAUGUUGUGUUGCCAUAACCCUUGGUCUGACUAACAUGUCUUAAAGGAGCAUUAUACAGCAUUUUGCAACAUUUUGAACAUGGUGGUUGGAAAUGUUACAUAAGAAAUGGAUGUCCUAAGCAAAGCUUUCCCACACUUAGAAACAAAUAUAGAAACUUUUUUUAACUUUUUGUUUUAUACCAAAUAAGUUAGGACAGUGCUCAAAGUGAAGGAAAUGUAUAUCUUCACAUGUCUAUACAUGUUAGAAAUGUGUCUUUAUUUACACUAAAUGACAAUCUUUGUUUCUCAUUAUGUAAUAAAACGUCUCUUUAUGUA
Cottoperca gobio is the source of this 1429-nucleotide messenger RNA. RefSeq names its product cytokine-like protein 1. The transcript has 4 exons. Gene Ontology annotation, biological process: positive regulation of transcription by RNA polymerase II. Lineage: Eukaryota; Metazoa; Chordata; Actinopteri; Perciformes; Bovichtidae. The coding region runs from base 306 to 746 and encodes 146 amino acids. The record is from RefSeq and is a predicted model, not a curated record.